AUGCGCCGCGCUGCUGCAAGCUCAGUUUGCCAGAGCUGCACCCGCACAAUCGGCAGCCGUCCGCUCAUACAAUCCUCCAUACAGCAGUCAUGUCUCAGUCAGCGCUUCUUAUCGCAGCGAGCCAAGCCGAGGCCCUCGCGCAUGGUUCUAGCUGAGCAAGUCCACCGAGCACCACGCCUGUCUCGAGAUGACCGCAAACCCAACCGCGAGAGGGUUGCAGGCCCCUUUACUGGCAUGAACCGGAGAGUAGCCAACAUCGAUCUCAGCCGUUCGCCACCACGAGCUCGUUCUGCGCAGCCUAGCGAUCGGAAAUCGGCUCCUGGCGAUGACAGACGACGAUCGCAGGAUGAUAGAAAGGCGCUCAAGAUGCAGCGUGCCUUGACGUCGGUGUCAUAUAACAAACGAAUGUCGGUCAAGGAGCGGCUGCAGAGAUACGAGUCAUUCGAUCAGUUUGAUCUUUCUUCCGCGCUAAAGACAGCUGUUGCCGACGAAGUAUUUGCCGGCAUGGUUGACAUUCGGCCGACGCCAGUGCAACGAUUGGCUAUUCCUGCUUUGCUGGGACAGAGAGAGCCGGGAGAGCAAAAGAGUCAAUUCAAAGAGCAGUCCUCGUUUCUUUUGGCGGCAGAGACUGGAUCGGGCAAAACCCUUGCGUAUCUGCUGCCGGCCAUCGAUGCGCUGAAGAUUGCGGAGGCGGAGGACACAGAGAUCCAAGCGUAUAAAGAGCGAGCAGAAAUAGAGAAGCAGCGCCAAAUGACUUCAGACUUCAAGGGAAAGGCGUUUGAAGAGCCUCACCCCACCAUGGCGAGGCCAAAGGUCGUUAUUUUGGUUCCUACAGCUGAGCUUGCUCACCAAGUCGGUCUCGUUGCCAAAAAGUUGUCGCACGCUGUCAAGUUCAAGACAGAAGUGCUGUCGUCCAACCUGAAGCCUCAGCAGAUUCAGCGGAACCUAUACGGGCCAAAGGGCCUCGAUGUUGUAAUCUCGACGCCGCACCUCCUGGCCUCGAUUGCAGAGUCUGAUCCCAACAUCCUCUCACGAGUAUCGCACUUGAUCAUCGACGAAGCGGAUUCACUUUUUGAUAGAAGCUUCUCCUCCGUCACAUCUAGCAUCGUCGAGCGCUCAUCCCCUUCUAUGAAGCAGCUUGUAUGCUGUUCAGCAACAAUUCCCAGGAAGCUGAACAACUAUUUAGCGACCAAUUAUCCCAAGAUGAUUCGAUUGACCACACCCAACCUGCACGCCAUCCCUCGACGUGUUCAGCUUGGUGUCAUCGACGUUUCCAAAGAGCCGUACCGCAAUAACAAGGAUCUUGCGUGCGCUGAUGUCAUCUAUACAAUUGGAAGAGAGGCUUCGCAGCAUGAGAACCUGCAAAAAGAUGAGAUUGACGUUCGCCGAGUCAUGGUCUUUGUUAACGAGCGAGAGAAAACCGACGAAGUCGCCAAAUAUCUGCGUUCAAAGGGCAUUGACGCCGAAGCACUGCACAGAGACACUCCUGAGAAGCGACACGGAGAAAUACUAGAGACCUUUACAACAUCUGAACCGCUACGAACCGUUGUUUCUCCCUCUCCAUCACGCCAUCGAGCGUUGACAAACGUCAAGGCUUUGGUUGUGACUGAUCUGGCCUCUAGAGGUAUUGACACGCUUGCAGUUCGACACGUCAUCUUAUAUGAUGUGCCUCAUACCACGAUUGAUUUUAUCCACCGCUUAGGCCGAGCUGGUAGGAUGGGAAGACGUGGAAGAGGCAUUGUCCUCGUAGGAAACGAUGACAGGAGGGAUGUCGUUGCGGAAGUGAAGAACAGCAUGUUCAUGGGCCAGGCGCUCAUCUAA
Molecule: messenger RNA, 1821 nt
Organism: Trichoderma gamsii
Lineage: Eukaryota; Fungi; Ascomycota; Sordariomycetes; Hypocreales; Hypocreaceae
Exons: 1
Coding region: 1-1821 (606 amino acids)
Molecular function (GO): nucleic acid binding; ATP binding
Source: RefSeq, a predicted model, not a curated record